This is a messenger RNA of Cinclus cinclus, 1767 nucleotides long. It is a transcript of the gene ALG8, whose product is annotated as ALG8 alpha-1,3-glucosyltransferase. Gene Ontology annotation, cellular component: endoplasmic reticulum membrane. Bases 46 to 1446 code for a protein of 466 amino acids. The record is from RefSeq and is a predicted model, not a curated record. The transcript has 11 exons. Gene Ontology annotation, molecular function: dolichyl pyrophosphate Glc1Man9GlcNAc2 alpha-1,3-glucosyltransferase activity. Lineage: Eukaryota; Metazoa; Chordata; Aves; Passeriformes; Cinclidae. Gene Ontology annotation, biological process: protein N-linked glycosylation.
UUCGAAUACGCACUUUCUCACAUUGCCAAGUACUUUGACCCCCAGAUGCUGGUUGUUGAAAACUUGAAUUAUGCCAGUCGUGCAACCAUCUUCUUCCAAAGGCUUUCUGUCAUAUUUACAGAUACCCUCUUCAUAUAUGCAGUCCACGAGUGCUGCAGAUGCAUAAAUGGAAAACGAGCUGCAAAGGAUGUCCUGGAAAAACCAACAUUUAUUCUUGCAGUUCUGCUCUUGUGGAAUUUUGGGUUGUUAAUUGUGGAUCAUAUUCACUUCCAGUACAAUGGCUUCCUCUUUGGACUGAUGUUUCUUUCUGUUGCUCGUCUGUAUCAGGUAAACCCAAGUGACUCUUGUCUAUUUGUUGUCGUGUAUAUUUUGAGUGUAUUAAUGCACUUCACAAAGCUACUCAUGUUGUGGAAAAGGUAUUUAGAGGGUGCUCUUCUUUUUGCUGUUCUUCUGCAUUUCAAACACAUCUACAUUUAUGUGGCCCCAGCCUAUGGCAUUUAUUUGUUGCGAUCCUACUGCUUUACUGCAAAUAAUGCAGAUGGAUCUCUGAAGUGGAGAAGUUUCAGCUUUCUUCAUGUAACACUUCUGGGACUGAUUGUCUGUCUUGUUUCUGCUCUUUCACUGGGACCCUUCCUAGUAUUGGGUCAGCUGCCUCAAGUUGUUUCACGGCUCUUCCCUUUCAAGCGAGGUCUUUGUCAUGCCUAUUGGGCCCCCAAUUUCUGGGCUUUGUAUAAUGCCAUGGAUAAAGCACUGACAAUUCUUGGGCUGAAGUGCAAUUUUCUUGACAGUACAAAAAUCCCUAAAGCCUCCAUGACAGGAGGGCUGGUUCAAGAGUUUGAGCACACUGUCCUCCCUUCAGUGACUCCACUGGCAACAUUAAUCUGUACUUCCAUUGCUAUUUUGCCCUCUGUUUUCUGUCUUUGGUUUAAACCUCAAGGGCCCAGAGGCUUUCUACAGUGCCUUGUUCUUUGUGCGUUGAGCUCCUUCAUGUUUGGCUGGCACGUGCAUGAGAAAGCAAUACUCCUUGCUAUUCUGCCUUUAAGCUUGUUGUCUAUUCAGAGAGCCAAGGAUGCUGGCAUCUACUUGAUUCUGGCAACAACAGGGCAUUUCUCACUUUUUCCAUUGUUGUUCACACCACCAGAACUUCCAAUUAAAAUACUGCUUAUGCUGCUGUUUACUGUUUAUAGCUUCUCUUCAUUGAAAUCUCUGUUCAGGAGAGAGAAACCUUUACUUAACUGGCUUGAAACAAUCUACCUCAUCCAACUAGUGCCCUUGGAAAUCUUCUGUGAAAUCAUAUUUCCCCUGACCCCCUGGAAACAGCACUUCCCUUUUAUCCCCCUAUUGCUGACCUCUGUGUACUGUGCUCUGGGAAUCACAUACGCUUGGCUGAAACUUUACAUCUCUGUCUUGACUGAGAGAACUUCUGUCAGACAAAAGGCUGAGUAAAACCCCAGUGCUGGGACCAGUCUGGGGGAUACCCCUUGGAGGGGAUUCCUGGCACCCUGAGGGGUUGUCACAAGGUCAUCCAUGAUGAGACACAGUGUAUGUGUGCCAUCACCACACAGGAGCUCUUUUUCCAACACUCCUGUACCACUCCUGCCCAACGAGAAUACCUCUGAUCAGAAGCACUGUCACAGUGACAGGGAGGGCUGCAGGUAAACUGUGAAGCUUAACAAGGAGGUCCAGACUUCUGUCCUGAGGAAAACCUGCCUGAUUUUCCCAUUAUAGUUCAUAUUUGAAUAAAAGUUGCUGUGGCAAAUUACAAGG